AUGGAUCUUUGUUCAGUCCCAAAGCUUCAUAAGGUUCUCUUUGGUUUGGAUUUGCCAUUAAUUGAGGUAAAGAAGAAGCUCUUUGAUGAUGAUUCAGUGGUUAGUCUCGUGAUCUCUGCUCCACCGGGGUGCGGGAAAACCACAUUGGUUACUCAGCUUUGUCAUGAUGACGAGAUCAUAGCUGCACUACUUAAGCACUAA
Eruca vesicaria subsp. sativa (arugula) is the source of this 201-nucleotide messenger RNA. The record is from the annotation of a GenBank genome assembly. NCBI's taxonomy places the organism in Eukaryota, Viridiplantae, Streptophyta, Magnoliopsida, Brassicales, Brassicaceae.